Molecule: messenger RNA, 1300 nt
Organism: Pocillopora verrucosa
Lineage: Eukaryota; Metazoa; Cnidaria; Anthozoa; Scleractinia; Pocilloporidae
Product: DNA replication complex GINS protein PSF2-like
Biological process (GO): double-strand break repair via break-induced replication; DNA replication
Cellular component (GO): GINS complex; nucleus
Source: RefSeq, a predicted model, not a curated record
AAACAUGGCGGAAAGAGUCAUUGUAGAAAAUUAUUGUUGCCGUGUUUAACAGUUCAUUAAAACUAGUUGUACUACGAAAUCCGUCGACAUCAGCUACUUGAAAAUUCUUCUGUUGUCGUAAUGGAUCCUUCAGAAGUGGAAUUUCUAGCCGAAAAGGAAAAAAUAUCCAUUCAAACUAACUUCUCUGAGGACAAGAUUUAUUUGAUCGGGGGAGACAUUGGACCAUUUAAUGCGUCUCUGCCUACGGAAGUACCCCUGUGGAUUGCGAUAUUUUUGAAACAGAGAAGAAAAUGCAGAAUACUGCCUCCCGAUUGGAUGGAUGUUGAAAGGUUGCAGGAACUUAAGGAAAAAGAGAAAGAGGCAGAUUUCUUUACCAAAAUGCCUUCUAAACACUACAUGGAAGUAGCUUCUCUUCUCCUCAACAGUGCUUCAGAUGAUAUUCCUCAUGCAGAUGAAGUUCGCACAUUAAUUAAAGACAUCUGGGACUUGAGAAUUGCCAAGCUUAGAAAGUCUAUUGACAUUAUGGUCAGCCAGCAGGAAGUUUAUGCCAGAUUGGAUGAUUUGUCAUUGAUGGAAAUAAACGUGAUUCGCCCAUUCCUGACACAAGCUCUGGAUCAUAUGCACAACUUGAGGUGUCAUGUUGCAGAAAAUCCAAGUAACACUUAACAGAAGGUUGUGAAAAGAUUGUGAUUGUGACAUAACAGAAGGUUGUGAAUUCAAUGCAAUGCACUUCAGGUGUCUUUAUGUCUGUUUACACAACCACUAGAAUUUAGUAAUAGCACUCUUCUUGCUACACUAGAGUUGAAAUAGUACAAGUAGGUCUGGUUUUCCUGAAAAUAAAAGCAGAAAUCUGUAAGUAAGCUUGUAAAUACACUAAGAUGCUGAUCUUGAGAUGCUGUCAGUCUGGAAUGUGACACUUCAAGCUACAACAGUUACUUAUAUAGUUGCCAUGGCAAGUGAGAAUAAAUGUUUGGUGAUUAAAUUUGCAGUUUAAGUGUAAUCUGGAAAAAGUGUCUUGACGAAAAUGUAAUUAAUAGCUACCAUGUGUCUUUCUUAAGGCUGUAUUCUCUUUGGUGAGUGACUUUUGAAAAGCAAUAUUUCACUUUUCUGGGGACUCUGUGGGUAAAUUAUAUCAAACUGAUCAAAUGGCCAAAACACAAAGUGAUCAGAAAAAAAUGAGUCACUUCCUAAGAAAAUUAAACUUUGCGGUAGAUUUUGUCACUUAAAUUGUUCAGCUAACAAAUGAGGAAGGUUAGACUACAAACUGCUUGAAGCUUGGGAAAAUGCAAUUACCAAACUU